Notechis scutatus (mainland tiger snake) is the source of this 608-nucleotide messenger RNA. The record is from RefSeq and is a predicted model, not a curated record. Lineage: Eukaryota; Metazoa; Chordata; Lepidosauria; Squamata; Elapidae.
AACAUCUCAGCAUCCUCCUCAUCUCCAUUGCCGUUCUCCUGUUCCUAACCACAGGACUUGUUUUAAUCAUAUUCCUUAAAUACCUAGAAACUCCCAUUGUGAAAGCCAACAACCGAGACCUUUCUUACAUUCUCCUGGUCUCCCUCCUAUUUUGCUUCUUGUCUCCUUUUCUCUUCAUUGGUCAACCAAGGAAAGCCACUUGCCUUCUCCGACAAACAGUUUUCAGCAUCGUCUUCUCAGUUGCCGUUUCUUCUCUCUUGGCCAAAACCAUCACAGUGGUGCUGGCCUUCCUGGCCACAAAACCAGGAAACCGAGUGAAGAGAUGGUUGGGGAAGAACUUGGCCAACUGCAUCAUCCUUUCUUGUUCUAAUGUCCAAAUUAUGAUCUGCUCCAUCUGGUUGGGAAUUUCUCCCCCAUUCUGUGACUUGGACUUCCAUUCCCAGCCUGGAGAGAUCAUCCUGCAAUGCAAUGAAGGCUCUGUUUUCAUGUUCUACAUCACCCUCAGCUACAUGGGCUUCCUGGCUGCCAUCUGCUUCACAGUGGCUUUCCUGGCCCGGAAUCUCCCUGGAGCCUUCAAUGAAGCCAAGCUGAUCACCUUCAGCAUGCUG